Messenger RNA from Sitophilus oryzae (rice weevil), 1212 nucleotides. RefSeq names its product ribonuclease Oy. Gene Ontology annotation, cellular component: extracellular region. Gene Ontology annotation, biological process: RNA catabolic process. The record is from RefSeq and is a predicted model, not a curated record. Bases 204 to 1091 code for a protein of 295 amino acids. Gene Ontology annotation, molecular function: RNA binding; ribonuclease T2 activity. The transcript is spliced from 4 exons. NCBI's taxonomy places the organism in Eukaryota, Metazoa, Arthropoda, Insecta, Coleoptera, Curculionidae.
UAAAAGGUUCUAUAGUUAUAUAAUGUAAUCCAUAGAAUAAAUAUCUUAUUGAAUUGACAUAUUUUGAUAAUCAAACAAUUUAAACAGCUGAUUUUGUGAUUAAUAAUUAAUCUUUAAUUUACAUUCUUGAAACGAUAAAGAAUGAAUGAUAAAAACACAAAGAAAAUAGUAAAUAUUCUAAUUUAAGUCGCAUAUGAUUAGAUAUGUGUUACAUCAAGAAUUUGUUAUUUGUGGGAAUAUUUACACUGUAUUGUUCCAUAAUUUUUGGGCAGAUCAUUAAAACCCCACCAAAACCAACUCCUUAUCAUGAUUGGGACUAUUUAAUUUUCUCACAACGCUGGCCAUUGACAACUUGUACAGAAUGGGAACAAGCAAAAAAGGAUAACACAUGUAACUUGCCUAAGGAUAAAUCACUAUGGACCAUUCAUGGAGUGUGGCCAACAAAGAUAGGCCAUGAAGGACCUCUAUUCUGUCCCUCAGCCAUUCACUUUAAUCCAGACGAACUCACUCCAAUACUUGAUGAUCUGAAGGAUCAUUGGGUUAAUGUUGAGGGAAAUACUAAACCAAACUCGUUCUGGGCGCAUGAAUGGAACAAACAUGGAACCUGUGCUUCCAUAUUGCCCCAGUUUGACAGUGUACCAAAUUAUUUUCGGAUGGGUUUAAGAUUUAAUGAAGAAUAUGAUUUAUACAGUGUAUUAUCUAAAGGAGGGGUUAUUCCUAGUAAUGAUGGAUAUGACAUCGCGAAAAUUUAUGAUGUUCUCAAGCAAUACUUAAAUAAGGAACCAACUAUCCAAUGUAUUGUAGAUAAAAAAACGAAGGAAUCAUUUUUAAGUGAAAUUCGCAUCUGUUUUAAUAAAACCUUAGAUAUUAUAGAUUGUAAUCAAUCAAACAAAACUUAUGGAAAUAAUUAUGGAGUAACAACUAAUUGUAAUCUUAAGAAGACAAUUCAAUAUAUAUCAAGUAUAUCAACAUCUGCAAUAGAAAAUGAUGAAUCAGAUAUUUUCGUGCUUAUGGAUCAGUCUUAUGAAAAUCUGAAACGUUUAACAUGGUUAUAUGACUUUAUAAACACAUUGAGAUGGUUAACUUUGUAGCAUUGGAUAAUCUUAAUCAGAACUAAAAACUUAGCUAAGCCUUUUUUUGUAAAUUGUAGGAUUACCAAUACCAGAAUAGUAUUUAAGUUUAUCCUUUAAAAAUAAAGUUUGUAAUAAACUA